This is a messenger RNA of Akanthomyces muscarius, 7575 nucleotides long. RefSeq lists its product as uncharacterized. Gene Ontology annotation, biological process: spliceosomal tri-snRNP complex assembly; mRNA splicing, via spliceosome. NCBI's taxonomy places the organism in Eukaryota, Fungi, Ascomycota, Sordariomycetes, Hypocreales, Cordycipitaceae. Bases 1 to 7575 code for a protein of 2524 amino acids. The record is from RefSeq and is a predicted model, not a curated record. Gene Ontology annotation, molecular function: U1 snRNA binding; metallopeptidase activity; protein binding. The transcript has a single exon. Gene Ontology annotation, cellular component: catalytic step 2 spliceosome; U5 snRNP.
AUGUCGCAUCCGCCGCCACCACCUCCAGGCUGGGGGCCUCCCCCUCCUCCGCCGCCGCCAUCAACAUUGCCGCCUCCUCCGUCAGGACCGGCCCCUGCGGCCCCCCCUCCCCCAGGUCUCCAGCAGAGCGACCCUCACAUGGCCAAGUUUGCCCAGAAGAAGCAGGAAUGGCUUCGACACCAGCGCAAUCGAUUCGGAGAGAAGCGCAAGGGUGGCUUUGUCGAGACUCAGAAGGCAGAUAUGCCCCCUGAGCACUUGCGCAAGAUUGUUCGCGACAUUGGUGACGUGUCGCAAAGAAGAUAUACAAACGACAAGCGCAGCUACCUUGGCGCCUUGAAGUUUAUGCCACACGCUGUUUUGAAGCUUCUAGAGAACAUGCCCAUGCCUUGGGAGUCUGCACGCGAAGUCAAGGUUUUGUAUCACGUCAAUGGCUGCCUGACACUCGUGAAUGAGAUCCCUCGUGUCAUCGAGCCUGUUUUCUUUGCGCAGUGGGCGAUGAUGUGGACUUUCAUGCGUAAAGAGAAGGCUGAUCGAAGACUUUUCAAGCGCAUGCGAUUCCCGCCUUUUGAUGACGAAGAACCGCCGCUGUCUUGGUCCGAAAACAUCGAGGACGUCGAGCCUCUCGAGCCGAUCCAGAUGGAGCUGAACGAAGAUGAAGACGAAGCCAUCUACGAAUGGUUUUACGACCACCGCCCGCUGCUCGACACCCCACAUAUCAACGGACCCAGCUACAAGUCAUGGAAUAUGACAUUGCCUCAGAUGGCUGCCCUCUUUCGACUGAGCAGACCCCUCAUCUCCGACGUCAUUGACAAGAACUACUUUUAUCUCUUCGAUCUCAAAAGUCUCUUGACUGCUAAGGCUCUCAACGUGGCUCUGCCGGGUGGCCCGCGAUUCGAACCUCUAUAUAAAGAUAUCAACCCGAACGAAGAGGACUUCGGCGAGUUCAAUGCAAUCGACCGCAUCAUCUUCCGAAACCCCAUCCGAACCGAAUUUCGAGUCGCAUAUCCAUUCUUGUAUAACUCGCUCCCGCGAAGCGUGCACAUGUCAUGGCACUCGCAACCUCAGGUUGUCUUCAACCGUGCAGAUGAUCCUGACCUGCCGACUUUCCAUUUCGACCGCCGCAUCAACCCCAUUUCAUCACGUACUGUCGCGCCGAAGAAUGUCGAACUUUCACUUGAAGACGAACUUUUCGGGGCCGGAAACGAUGAAGAAGACGAAGAAGAUGGGUUCACACUCCCGGCUGGCGUUGAACCGUUCCUUGCUAAUGAAGAGCUUGACAAUGAACACACUUCAUCGGCCAUCGAGCUUUGGUGGGCUCCAUUCCCAUUCAACAGACGUUCAGGACGCAUGGUCAGAGCGCAGGACGUGCCUCUGAUCAAACAGUGGUACCUUGAGCAUCCGCCGACUGAACGGCCGCCCGUCAAGGUCCGUGUCUCGUAUCAGAAGCUGCUCAAGAACUAUGUUCUCAAUGAGCUACACAAGAAGAAGCCCAAGGCCCACAACAAUCAGAACCUGUUUCGUUCGCUUAAGCAGACCAAGUUCUUUCAGCAGACCACAAUCGACUGGGUCGAGGCUGGUCUUCAAGUUUGUCGACAGGGAUUCAAUAUGCUGAAUUUGUUGAUUCACCGCAAGAACCUCACAUACCUGCAUCUGGAUUACAAUUUCAAUCUCAAGCCUGUCAAAACCCUGACAACAAAGGAGCGAAAGAAGUCUCGAUUCGGAAACGCUUUCCAUCUCAUGCGAGAAAUUCUGAGAUUAACCAAGCUCAUUGUUGAUGCGCAAGUGCAGUACCGCCUCGGCAACAUUGAUGCCUUCCAGCUUGCUGAUGGUAUCCACUAUGCAUUCAACCACGUUGGCCAGCUGACUGGUAUGUACCGAUACAAAUAUAAGCUCAUGCAUCAGAUCCGUACUUGUAAGGAUUUGAAGCACUUGAUAUACUACCGCUUCAACUCUGGGCCCGUUGGAAAGGGUCCUGGUUGUGGUUUCUGGGCCCCAUCAUGGCGAGUGUGGCUGUUCUUCAUGAGAGGUAUUAUUCCUCUCCUCGAGAGAUGGCUUGGAAACCUGCUUUCGCGACAGUUUGAGGGUCGACAUAGCAAGGGAGUCGCCAAGACAGUUACCAAGCAGCGAGUCGAGUCUCACUUUGAUCUUGAACUCCGCGCCUCCGUCAUGUCUGAUCUGAUGGACAUGAUGCCUGAAGGUAUCAAACAGAGCAAGGUCAAUACGGUGCUGCAGCACUUAUCUGAGGCCUGGAGAUGCUGGAAGAGUAACAUUCCGUGGAAGGUUCCCGGCCUUCCUGCACCCAUCGAGAACAUUAUUCUCAGAUAUGUCAAAUCGAAGGCCGAUUGGUGGAUUUCCGUCACGCACUACAACCGUGAGCGUAUUCGGCGAGGCGCUACUGUCGACAAGACAGUGGCAAAGAAGAAUGUUGGUCGCCUGACUCGUCUCUGGCUCAAGGCCGAACAAGAGAGACAACACAACCACAUGAAGGAUGGCCCUUACGUUUCCUCUGAGGAAGCCGUUGCUAUCUACACCACGACUGUUCACUGGCUCGAGUCGAGAAAAUUUUCCCCAAUUCCCUUUCCUAGUGUCUCGUACAAACACGACACAAAAAUUCUCAUCCUCGCUUUGGAGCGUCUCAGGGAGGCGUAUUCCGUCAAAGGUCGACUCAACCAGAGCCAGCGUGAAGAGCUUGCCCUGAUCGAGCAAGCGUAUGAUAGCCCCGGUACUACACUGGAGCGCAUCAAGCGAUUCCUCCUUACUCAGCGCGCUUUCAAGGAAGUCAACAUUGAUAUGAACGACAAUUACAGCACCAUCAACCCGGUAUACGACAUUGAGCCUAUCGAGAAGAUCAGCGAUGCCUACCUUGACCAAUAUCUCUGGUACCAGGCCGACCAAAGACAUCUCUUCCCAGCCUGGAUCAAGCCCUCCGACUCUGAAGUGCCCCCUCUGCUGGUUUACAAGUGGGCCCAGGGUAUCAACAACCUCAGCGGCGUAUGGGAGACCGAGAAUGGUGAAUGCAAUGUCAUGAUCGAGACAGAGCUGUCCAAAGUUUAUGAGAAGAUGGAGCUGACGCUGCUUAACUCCCUACUGCGACUUAUAAUGGAUCACAAUCUGGCUGACUACAUCACCUCCAAGAACAACGUUCAACUGACUUACAAAGACAUGAACCAUGUCAACAGCUACGGUAUGAUCCGUGGUCUGCAGUUUUCUGCCUUUGUCUUCCAAUACUACGGCCUGGUUCUCGAUCUGCUGCUGCUCGGUCCUCAACGUGCGAGUGAAAUUGCUGGACCUCCCCAGAGCCCCAACGAUUUCCUCCAGUUCCGCGAUCGCGAGACCGAAACUAGACACCCCAUUCGCCUGUACAGCAGAUAUAUUGAUAAGAUCUGGGUCUUCCUCCGAUUUACCGCCGAAGAAUCUCGAGACCUCAUCCAGCGCUUUUUGACAGAGCAGCCCGAUCCCAACUUUGAGAACGUCAUUGGCUACAAGAGCAAAAAAUGCUGGCCUCGCGACUCGCGUAUGCGCUUGAUGCGCCACGAUGUCAACCUUGGCCGCGCCGUAUUUUGGGAUCUCAAGAACAGACUGCCUCGCUCAGUGACUACAAUUGACUGGGAUGAUAGCUUCGCUAGUGUCUAUAGCAGAGACAACCCUAACUUGCUAUUCUCCAUGAGCGGUUUCGAAGUCCGCAUUCUGCCAAAGAUUCGGAAUCAGAAUGAGGAGUUCCCUGUCAAAGAUAGUGUUUGGUCACUUGUCGACAACACCACCAAGGAGCGCACGGCGCAUGCUUUCUUGCAAGUGACGGAAGACGACAUCGCCAAGUUCAACAACCGAAUCCGCCAGAUUCUGAUGUCUUCUGGAUCGACAACUUUUACCAAAAUCGCGAACAAGUGGAACACUGCACUCAUUGCUCUUUUCACAUACUAUCGUGAGGCUGCUGUCUCGACAGUGGAACUGCUCGAUACCAUUGUCAAGUGCGAAACCAAGAUCCAGACUCGUGUCAAGAUCGGUCUCAAUUCCAAGAUGCCCUCUCGUUUCCCCCCUGCUGUCUUCUAUACUCCUAAGGAGCUGGGUGGUCUUGGCAUGAUCUCCGGCUCUCACAUUCUCAUACCUGCCAGUGACAAGCGCUGGUACAAGCAGACUGAUACUGGAACCACUCACUUCCGAGCUGGUAUGACGCAUGACGAGGAGACUCUUAUACCCAACAUUUUCCGUUACAUUAUUCCGUGGGAAGCAGAAUUCAUUGACUCGCAGCGUGUCUGGACUGAAUACUCCCAGAAACGCCUCGAAGCAAAUCAGCAGAACCGUCGUCUCACUUUGGAAGAUCUCGAGGACAGCUGGGACCGCGGUCUGCCUCGUAUCAACACGCUCUUCCAAAAAGAUCGCAGUACACUGAGCUUCGACAAGGGAUUCCGCGCUCGCGCUGAGUUCAAGAUUUAUCAGUUAAUGAAGAGCAACCCAUUCUGGUGGACUAGCCAGCGUCAUGACGGAAAGUUGUGGAACCUGAAUGCCUACCGAACUGAUGUUAUUCAGGCACUUGGUGGUGUCGAGACUAUCCUGGAGCACACUCUCUUCAAAGCUACAGGCUUCGCGUCCUGGGAAGGUCUCUUCUGGGAGAAGGCAUGUCUCGCCAAUGGAACCAUGCUCCUGCGCCAUGAUCAUACUCAAGUUGCUGUUGAGGCCGUUAAGGAGGGCGAUCUGCUUCUGGGACCUGACGGAGGCCCCAGACGCGCAUUCAACAUUGUCAGCGGCAAGGAUCGACUGUACCGCAUUAAGAUUGAAAACCAAAAGGAAGAUCUUGUCGUUACUACCAACCAUAUUCUUGUCUUCCACAAGGAGACCGCAACCGCCAGCUACGACACUCACGAGAUGACAGCUGCUGAAUACGCUGCAAUGGAGUCUGCAGAGAGAGCCAAGUACCUGCUAUUCUCGACACCGCGCACAACAGCCACAGAGGGUACUAUCCCACACACGGAUAGAUUCGUCGUGGACGACAUCGUCCUUGAGUCUGAGCCGACGGAAUGGGCCGGAUUCCGUGUGGAUGGAGACCAACUCUAUCUGCGCCAUGAUUACCUUGUGCUCCACAACAGUGGUUUCGAAGAGUCGAUGAAGUUCAAGAAGCUGACCAACGCCCAGCGAUCCGGUUUGAACCAAAUUCCCAACCGUCGCUUCACCUUGUGGUGGUCGCCAACUAUCAACAGAGCCAACGUCUAUGUUGGUUUCCAGGUCCAGCUUGAUUUGACCGGCAUCUUCCUUCACGGAAAAAUCCCAACGCUGAAGAUCUCUCUGAUCCAGAUUUUCCGUGCCCAUUUGUGGCAGAAGAUUCACGAGUCUGUGGUCAUGGACAUGUGUCAAGUCUUUGACCAGGAGCUGGAAGCUCUAGGCAUUGAAACUGUUCAGAAAGAGACCAUCCAUCCCAGAAAGUCUUACAAGAUGAACAGCUCAUGCGCUGAUAUUCUGCUCUUCGCAAGCCACAAGUGGAAUGUCACUCGCCCAUCGCAUCUCAAUGACACAAAGGAUGUGAUCGAGCCGACCACCACGAACAAGUUCUGGAUUGAUAUUCAGCUUCGCUAUGGUGAUUAUGACUCUCACGACAUUGACCGUUAUACGAGAGCCAAGUAUCUCGAUUACACAACCGACAGUGCCAGUAUCUACCCGUCUGCCACAGGUCUGAUGAUUGGUAUUGAUUUGGCCUACAACAUGUACUCGGCCUACGGAAUGUUCUUCCCCGGUCUCAAGGUUCUUGUUCAGCAGGCCAUGGCCAAGGUCAUGAAGGCAAACCCUGCUCUCUACGUUUUGCGUGAACGUAUCCGCAAGGGUCUUCAGCUGUACGCCUCCGAGAGCAAUCAAGAAUUUCUCAACUCUCAGAACUACUCUGAACUUUUCAGUCAAAAGACGCAGCUGUUCAUCGAUGAUACCAACGUUUACCGUGUUACGAUCCACAAGACCUUCGAAGGUAACUUGACAACAAAACCUAUCAAUGGUGCCAUUUUCAUCUUCAACCCUCGUACCGGCCAAUUGUUCCUGAAGAUUAUCCACACCAGCGUCUGGGCAGGACAAAAGCGUCUUGGCCAGCUUGCCAAGUGGAAGACUGCGGAAGAAGUUGCAGCGCUCAUCCGAUCACUGCCCGUCGAAGAGCAGCCGAAGCAACUCAUUGUCACUCGCAAAGGUCUCCUUGAUCCUCUCGAAGUGCAGUUGGUCGACUUCCCCAACAUUUCCAUCCGUGCGUCUGAGCUGCAGCUUCCUUUCCAGGCUGCUAUGAAGGUUGAGAAGCUUGGUGACAUGAUCCUGCGGGCCACAGAGCCUCAGAUGGUUCUUUUCAACCUCUAUGACGAAUGGCUCAAGAGUAUCUCGUCUUUCACCGCAUUCUCGCGUCUCGUGCUCAUCCUGCGGGCUCUGCAUGUCAACCCUGACAAGACGAAGCUCAUCCUCCGCCCCGACAAGACCAUCAUCACUCUGGAGCAUCACAUCUGGCCAUCGCUGACAGAUGAGGAGUGGAUCAAGGUUGAGACUCAAUUGCGUGAUCUUAUUCUGAAUGAUUACGGUAAAAAGAACAACGUCAACGUCUCCAGUUUGACGAGCAGUGAAGUACGAGAUAUCAUCUUGGGUAUGGAAAUUUCUGCGCCCUCCAUGCAGAGACAACAAGCCGCCGAAAUUGAGAAGCAGCAGCAAGAACAGGCUCAGCUCACGGCCGUCACCACCAAGACGCAAAACAUCCACGGCGAAGACCUCAUUGUCACAACGACAUCGCAGUUCGAGCAGCAGACAUUUGCCUCCAAGACGGAGUGGCGUACACGUGCCAUUGCUACGUCGAACCUGCGCACGCGCGCGAAGAACAUUUACGUUUCUUCAGUCGACAAUGACCUUGACGACGUCACUUACGUGAUGCCGAACAACAUCCUGAAGAAGUUCAUCACCAUUGCCGAUCUGCGUGUGCAAGUUGCUGGUUACCUGUACGGCGCCUCUGCGCCGGACAAUGACCAGGUAAAGGAAAUCAAGUGCAUUGUCAUGAUGCCACAGGUCGGCGGCCUCCGCAACGUUCAGCUGCCACAGCAACUGCCUCAGAGCGACUUUCUCGAGGGCAUGGAGCCUCUCGGCGUCAUCCACACCGCGUCCGGCAGCGAGCUGCCCUACAUGGCGGCCGCCGACGUCACAGAGCACUCGAAGCUUCUAGAUGCGCACAGCGAGUGGGACAAGACCAACACCGUCACGGUGUCGGUCGCCUUUACGCCCGGCAGCGUGUCGCUGUCGGCCUGGGGUCUCACGCCGCAGGGCUACCAAUGGGGCGCCGAAAACAGGGACCUGCAGAGCGACCAGCCGCAGGGCUUCGCGACGACCAUGGGCGAGAAGCGCAAGCUGCUGCUGAGCCCACGCUUCCGCGGCUUCUUCCUCGUGCCCGACGGUGGCCGCUGGAACUACAGCUUCAUGGGCAGCGCCUUUGCUGGCAUGGAGAAGAAGAGCGUUCACGUCAAGCUCGACACGCCCCUGCCGUUCUACAGCGACCAGCACCGGCCUGUCCACUUCCACAGCUUUGCUGAGCUCGAGGACAUUGGCGUCGAUCGUUCAGACAACUUUGCAUAA